Tachysurus vachellii is the source of this 6686-nucleotide messenger RNA. RefSeq names its product NACHT, LRR and PYD domains-containing protein 12-like. The record is from RefSeq and is a predicted model, not a curated record. The transcript has 12 exons. Gene Ontology annotation, molecular function: protein binding. Lineage: Eukaryota; Metazoa; Chordata; Actinopteri; Siluriformes; Bagridae. Bases 154 to 3393 code for a protein of 1079 amino acids.
UGGUCUCUUAUUUUACAUCGCACAAGAACACAACGCAGAACGGUAGCCAGAUACGAUACAGAAGUAGUUCGACAGUGGACUACAGGCUAUAACACCAUCGUAAGUGAACUCCAGAGAAAGAGAUCAGAAUCACCAACACACAGCUGUAUCUCCAUGAAGAGUGAUCAGUCUAUGGCUCCUCCUCUGGGGCUUAAAGGUGGAGACUCAUCUCUUCUACACAGUAAACCCAAGAGAAAGAGAUCAGAAUCACCAACACACAGCUGUAUCUCCAUGAAGAGUGAUCAGUCUAUGACAUAUCCUCCUGUGUUUAAAGAUGGAGACUCAUCACUUGGACACAGUAAACCCAAGAGAAAGAGAUCAGAAUCACCAACACACAGCUGUAUCUCCAUGAAGAGUGAUCAGUCUAUGACAUAUCCUCCUGUGUUUAAAGAUGGAGACUCAUCACUUGGACACAGUGAACUCCAGAGAAAGAGAUCAGAAUCACCAACACACAGCUGUAUCUCCAUGAAGAGUGAUCAGUCUAUGGCUCCUCCUCUGGGGCUUAAAGGUGGAGACUCAUCUCUUCUACACAGGUACGACCCAGAAUCUGCUGGUGGAAAUGAAUUCCAGAAAAAGUUCAAAUUAAAUCUGAUGAAGAAGUUUCAGUGUUUGAAUGGAGUGAUAAUAAACCUGGGAACCCAAACACUCCUGAAUGAGAUCUACACAGAGCUCUACAUCACAGAGGGAGACAGUGGAGAAGUCAAUAAUGAACAUGAGGUGAGACAGAUCGAGGCAGCAUCCAGGAGAAGAACAACAGAGGAAACACCAAUCAAAUGCAAUGACAUCUUUAAGCCUUUAUCUGAACAAGACAAACCCAUCAGAACUGUGCUGACAAAGGGAGUUGCUGGUAUCGGAAAAACAGUCUCUGUGCAGAAGUUCAUUCUGGACUGGGCUGAAGGGAAAGCAAAUCAGGACGUCCACUUCAUAUUUCCACUUCCUUUCAGAGAGCUGAACUUGAUGAAGGACCAGACACUGAGUCUGAUGGAGUUCCUUCAUGUCUUUUUUAAGGAAACAAAAGAAACAGAAAUGUCCAGUUUGGAAAAGGUUCUGUUCAUUUUUGACGGAUUGGACGAGUGUCGUGUUCCUCUAGAUUUCCAGAACACAGUGAGAGUGUGUGAUGUAACUGAAUCAGCAUCAGUGCCUGUGCUGCUGAUAAACCUGAUCAAAGGGAAUCUGCUUCCCUCUGCUCUCAUCUGGAUCACCUCCAGACCUGCAGCAGCUGAUCAAAUCCCCUCUGAGUGUGUGGAUCGAGUCACAGAGAUACGAGGGUUUAGUGACCCACAGAAGGAGGAGUACUUCAGGAAGAGGAUCAGUGAUCAGAGCCUGGCCAAUAACAUCAUCACACACCUGAAGUCAUUAAGAAGCCUCUACAUCAUGUGUCACAUCCCAGUCUUCUGCUGGAUUACAGCCACUGUUCUAGAGAGAAUGUUGGGUGAAGCAGAGAGUGGAGAGAUCCCCAAGACUCUGACUCAAAUGUACACACACUUCCUCAUCAUUCAGAUAAACAUCAUAAGAGAAAAAUACCCAAAGAAGCAGGAGAGUGAUGAAGAAAUGCUUCUUAAACUGGGACAACUGGCUUUUCAGCAGCUGAUGAAAGGGAACCUGAUCUUCUAUGAUGAAGACCUGAGAGAGUGUGGUAUUGAUGUGAGAGAAGCAGCAGUGUACUCAGGUGUGUGUACUCAGAUCUUCAGAGAGGAGUUUGGGCUUCACCAGAGUAAAGUGUAUUGCUUUGUUCAUCUGAGCAUUCAGGAGCAUCUCGCAGCUCUGUAUGCGCACCUGACCUUCAUGAAGGAGAAGAGAAAUGUUCUUAAACAAAUUCAGGAUUCUAACAGGAGGAUGGAAGAAAAUACAAUCUCAGGUGUACACAACAGUGCUGUAGAUCAGACUUUACAAAGACAGUCUGGACGUCUGGGCCUGAACCUCAUGAUGGGGAUGAAAAAUUUUAUUAUACCGGAUCAUAUUUCUAACUUGUGUAUGGGAGCAAAUACAAUCUCAGAUGUACACAACAGUGCUGUAUAUCAGGCUUUAGAAAGUCAGACUGGACAUCUGGAUCUUUUCCUUCGCUUUCUUUUGGGUCUCUCAAUGGAGUCCAACCAGAAACUCUUACAUGUUUUAGUAACACAGACAGGAAGUAACCUCCAGGGCAUAAAGUAUACAGUUCAGUACAUUAAGAUGAAGAUAAGUGAAGAUCAUCUUUCAGAGAAAUCUAUCAAUCUGUUCCACUCUCUGAAUGAACUGGGUGAUGAUUCUCUAGUGGAGGAAAUCCAACACUACCUGAAAUCUGGAAAACAAAGUGAACUUUCUUCUUCACAGCUUUCUGCUCUGGUGUUUGUGAUACUGACAUCAGCACAGGAGCUGGAUGAGUUUGACCUGAGUAAAUAUUUCAGUACAGAUAAGAUAACAGAAGAUGUUGUUCUGAAGAUGAUGCCUGUGAUUACAGCAUCCAGUAAAGCAAUUAUCAGCUGUGAUUCACUUGGAGUAAAAAGUUGGUCAUCUCUGGUCUCAGCGCUCAGAUCAGAAACCUCCAAUCUGAGAGAACUUCAUCUGAAUGUGAAAAAACUGGAUCUGACCUGGAAUAAUCGAGAAGACUCAGGAGUGAAUAUUCUCUCUGCUGGACUGGAGAAUCCUCACUGUAAAGUGGAGACACUGACGAUGUGUAAUUGUGAUGUCUCAGAUGAAGACUGUGCUGCUCUGACUUCAGCUCUGAGAUCAAAACUCUCACACCUGAGAUACCUGGAUCUGUCCUGUAAUUAUCUAGGAGACUCAGGAGUGAAGAGUCUCUCUGCUGUACUGGAGAAUCCUCACUGUAAACUGGAGACACUGAGGUUGUGUGGUUGUGGUGUCUCAGCUGAAGGCUGUGCUGCUCUGACUUCAGCUCUGAGAUCAAACCCCUCACACCUGAGAAAACUGGAUCUGAUCGAUAAUAAUCUAGGAGACUCAGGAGUGAAGAGUCUCUCUGCUGUACUGGAGAAUCCUCACUGUAAACUGGAGUCACUGUGUUGGCGUGGUUGUGGUGUCUCAGCUGAAGGCUGUGCUGCUCUGACUUCAGCUCUGAGAUCAAACCCCUCACACCUGAGAUACCUGAAUCUGUCUGAUAAUAAUCUAGGAGACUCAGGAGUGAAGAGUCUCUCUGCUGUACUGGAGAAUCCUCACUGUAAACUGGAGACACUGUGGUUGUGGCAGUGUGGUGUCUCAGAUGAAGGCUGUGCUGCUCUGACUUCAGCUCUGAGAUCAAACCCCUCACACCUGAGAGAACUGGAUCUGUCCUGUAAUAAACUAGGAGACUCAGGAGUGAAGAUGCUCUCUGAUCUUAGGGAUGAUGAACAUUACAAACUACAGACACUGAUGGUCUAAUGAAUAUCUGUGUGUGAUGAAGACUCCAGUGUUCCUGCAUUACCAUGAUGGAGAAUAGAGAACAUGUUUAUUAACACAUCACUCAUUUAGUUCUAACACAUUAAACAGUCUCAGAGACGUGAGAAGUGUGUGUUCAUCGUGUACAGUGAAUCAGACUAAACACAAUUCUACACUGAGUUUAUCCUCUGAUCCCUGGAUAAAAUUCCCUGGACCUCAAUCCUAUAAAAACCUGAGGGAUUAUUUGUAACAGCAGGUGAAAAUCCACAUGAACUCGAGCUGAACCCUGUUCAUUUUACUGUUUGUGUGAUUUAUUAUUUGUUUAUUAUGUAAGAAUGAUGGAUAGAAUGGAUGAUGAAGGAAAUGAACGGGUAACUUCAUGCUCAUUAGAUAAACCUUAUCAAUGCUAUCAAACUUCAAAUCCCUACUCUCAUAUUCCCAUCUAAAGUGAGAUUAAGGCUACAGAUACCAGUAAACGUAGAGCUAGGAGAAAAAGACAAAGAGAAGCAAAAAAGAAGAGAAUCAGAAAAACAGCAGAAGAAAUAAAACAACUGUUGAAUAAAAUAAAGAAAAUGAAGCUUGAGGAAUGAAGAGUUGAAAGAUUUGAAUAUGAGUGUUUAGAAGAAGACAACGAGGGAUCAGACGCUGUACCUAGACAGCUGGAAGAAGAUUCCAAAAGAAAAGAUUAUAAUGCAUUAUGUGUUAUUAUGUAGCUUUGUAGAAGCCAACAUUCUGUUUUCCUACUUAAGCUUAUUAUCAAGAGUAACUCGUCCUAGGGCUUUCGAGCCACAUGCACCAAAUUCGGAUAUGUCGUAGACCCUGGUCUGAAGUUUGUUGCUAUUACUUUUAAGUAAGCUUAAGUAGGAAAACAGAAUGUUGGCUUCUACUAAGCGAUCGGAAUUCCGGCAUUCCCGGUACGGAAGCUCAAAUUGGCCUUUUUUCGUAUCCACUUCCAUUAUAAACUUUGGAGGUUUAUAACUCGGCAAGUGUUCGAGCGAUUUACACCAAACUCGGACAGGUUCUUUAGGACGUUACUCCGGACGAAGUUUUUGUCUCAGCAUUCCGACGGAACUUUCCGACGGACGGUUUUCCCGUAGUUGACGAUGGAACAUCCCGUAGACUUGAAUGGGGAAUUCCUAAAAUUCCUCUAAGCUCUCACACACGCAGCGUGCGCAGAGCUCAGGCACGUGAAAAUCCAAAAUUUGCACAAUAUGGACAUGUGACAUAUCAAAACACUCGGCACAAUGAGGGGAACUGCCUCACGUGUAUUUUGGUCAUGUCACGUGACGUCACGUGUAGCCCCGCCCCCAAAAUAAGCGAAAUAAAAGAUUUGCACAACAUGGACAUGUGACAUAUCAAAACACUCAGCACAAUAAGGGGAACUGCCUCACGUGUAUUCUGGCCACGUCACGUGACGUCACGUGAAAAUAAAAAAUUUGCACAACAUGGACAUGUGACAUAUCAAAACACUCAGCACAAUGAAGGGAACUGCCUCACGGGUAUUCGGAUCACGUCACAUGCUCAUGUCUGCUCCAAAAGUAUUGGCACCCUAGCGGUCCAAUAGCUUUCACAAUCUUUGUCCACUUGCCUCCAAAAAUAACACUAACCCUUAUGUCCACUCGCCUCCACUGGCCUUUGCGAAUACUUGCACCGCCAAAGCCAACAUCAAAGUUUGUCUCGACGAACUUUACAAAUCUAGUUAUUAUUAUUAUUAUUAUUAUUAUUAUUAUUAUUACUAUUAUUAUUAUUCUUAGCCAAAAAUUUAUCAAGAGUAACUCCUCCUAGGGCUUUUAAGCCACAUGCACGUCACGUGUAGCCCCGCCCCCAAAAUAAGCGAAAUCAAAAUGACACGUGCAAAUUAAAAAUUAGCACAACAUGGACAUGUGACAUAUCAAAACAUUCAGCACAAUUAGGGGAAGUGCCUCACGUGUAUUUUGGUCACGUCACGUGAGGUCACAUGUAGCCCCGCCCCCAAAAUAAGUGAAAUCAAAAAUUAGCACAACAUGGACAUGUGACAUAUCAAAACACUCAGCACAAUGACGGGAACUGCCCCACGUGUAUUUUGGUCACGUCACGUGAAAAUCCAAAAUUUGCACAACAUGGACAUGUGACAUCAAAACACUCAGCACAAUGAGGGGAACUGCCUCACGUGUAUUUUGGUCAAGUCAUGUGACGUCACGUGUAGCCCCGCUCCCAAAAUAAGCAAAAUAAAAAAUUUGCACAAUAUGGACAUGUGACGUAUCAAAACACUCAGCACAAUGAGGGGAACUGCCUCACGGGUAUUCAGAUCACGUCACUUGCUCAUGUCCGCUCGCCUCCAAAAGUAUUGGCACCCUAGCGGUCCAGUAGCUUUCACAAUCUUUCUGUCCACUUGCCUCCAAAAGUAACACUGACCCUUAUGUCCACUCGCCUCCAAAAAACACCGGCCUUUGCAAAUACUUGCACCGUCAAAGCCAACAUCAAAGUUUGUCGCGACAAACUUUACAAAUCUAGUUAUGUUUUAUUUUCAGAUGUUCUAGAGAAUUCUGAAACGCUCUUCUUUUUCUUAUAAUCAUGUAUUCUCCUGUAAUAGAAUUGAUUAGAUUAAUAUUGCUUUUUUUUACUGUAAACUUAUAUGAAAAGCUGUAUCUAGUAGUGAAAGCUUAUGAAGCCUUCUGUGUAUUCGCGGGGAGUAAUGUGCAAGCAAAGUUUUUUUUUAGCUUGCUGUCUAAUUCCACGGCGAGAGAAAGCUUCAGUCCUAUAUAAUAACAGCCUGACAAGUUGCAGGAAGUUAACUGCAACCAUAUGACCAUAUAUAGAAGUGUUAACCUUGAGAAUAGAGAAAAAAAAGACAUUAGUAGCACACACAGAGUCGCCGGAGAGAUAUGUUUGGGAAAACGAGAAAUGGUUGGGAGAUAAGAUGGUAGCCGACUAGAAGGCACAAAGCCGACCAAACCCAACAGCCAAAUCCAACUGGCAACAGUAAUUAUACAGAAAGUAUAAAAGCUCAUUCAAAAAAAGGAAUAAAAGCUCAAAUCAAAUCACAUUGUGUGCAUUCUAUUGUAAACAGCCUUAAGGCAUGUUAUACUUUAGGUGCAUCAUAGAACAAACGCAAGCUUACACUUGGAGAGUGUUUCGUGGUUUGUUAUAAUUUUUAUAUCUUAAUAACUUUUAAUUAUUCCAAUACUGUUUGAUUAUUUGACGUUUUUAUUUGUAGUUUUCUUUUUACUUUACAUAUAUUACACACAUCUAUCUGUAUUACACUACUUUUAAUAAAAACAAGGCCUCCCAUUGUGAGGAUCCUGAAAAGACAAAAA